Messenger RNA from Ixodes scapularis (black-legged tick), 3576 nucleotides. RefSeq names its product protein Dr1 (gene NC2beta). The record is from RefSeq and is a predicted model, not a curated record. Lineage: Eukaryota; Metazoa; Arthropoda; Arachnida; Ixodida; Ixodidae. Bases 147 to 752 code for a protein of 201 amino acids. Gene Ontology annotation, biological process: RNA polymerase II preinitiation complex assembly; chromatin remodeling; positive regulation of transcription by RNA polymerase II. Gene Ontology annotation, cellular component: negative cofactor 2 complex. Gene Ontology annotation, molecular function: general transcription initiation factor activity; protein heterodimerization activity; TBP-class protein binding. The transcript is spliced from 5 exons.
UGCGUGCAUGUGCGCCUGUUUGGACGGCCGAAGACGAUCCGUUAUCGGAGCAACCGUGUUAGGCUUACGAUGCCCCGCUUUCAAGAAAGUCAUGCGUCCUCGAAGCGCUGAUCCCUGCGAGGUCUCAAGUUUUGUCGCGACAGUUGAUGCGGAGUGCUGAAGACCUUGUUGGAACAUCAUCUCCUGUCACCGUCAUGAAUUCGAGACACGCUGCAGAGCUGACGCUGAAGAAAGACGGCACGGGCGGCCCUGCGGCGGGGGAGGAGGAGGAGCUGACCAUCCCCCGGGCAGCCAUGAACAAGAUGAUCAAGGAGCUGCUGCCCAACAUCCGCAUUGCCAAUGAGGCCCGGGAGCUCAUCCUGUCCUGCUGCACCGAGUUCAUCCACCACCUGUCCACCGAGGCCAACGACAUCUGCAACCGCCAGCAGAAGAAGACCAUCUCGGCCGACCACGUGCUCGGAGCACUGGACAGCCUGGGGUUUGGCGCCUACCGGCAGGACGCAGAGGCGGUGCUCAAGGACUGCAAGGCGGUGGCGGCCAAGCGCCGGCGCCAGAGCACGCGCCUGGAGAACCUGGGUAUUCCCGAGGAUGAGCUGCUGCGCCAGCAGCAGGAGCUCUUUGCACAGGCGAGACAGCAGCAGGCAGAGUUGGCCCAGCAGGAAUGGACGCAGAUGCAGCUGGCGGCGCAGCAGCAAAUGCAGCUGCAGAAGCAGCUGAGCCACAACGAGGAAGACGACGACGACGACUACUGAGUCUUAACCCCAGUCCCCGGAGCGCGUCCCCGACCACGUCCUCAAGGGCGGUUUCUCGACUUCCGCCCAACGACGACAUAAAAUUCUCGCGCCGCCGCCUGCCGCAGUCUCUGCCAUGGCAGAUGCUGCGGACGCCCGUCCCGCUUUAGGUCUCUCUGGGCGAGACGGUGUACGGAAACCGAAGCAGACGCGAGACGAGACGCCGCAACAACGACCACUUUCCCGGCCGUUCUUCGCCUUUUUCGCUGGCUUUGCAGCGUCUGACCGCCAGGAUGGCUACGUCAAACGGGACGACACCUCGUCUCCCGCAACCCAUGUCGUUGCCACUUCGCGAACGCACGGGCAGGAUGGGACAGUACGGACGCCGGUCGGACGCGUUGCAGGUGCCGUACCCCCACUUAGCCACACCCAUUGUGCCAUCUGUGAACGCAGUCGUUCGACCGCAACGUUGGCAACGUGGUAGACUUUUUUUUAUUGUUAUUUCACCGCGUCUUUUGCUUGCUACUUACAUUUCUGGCCGCAAGGAGCGGUUGCGACCUCAGCUCUGCUCGGAACAUGUCGACAAAUGCCGGCGUGCCUGAAAUCAACGAGCAGUUGUGUGGGGGAAGUGUGGGUUUUAUGUGAUACUUGAAUGUUUGUUUCUUGUUCCUGCUUUCUGAAUUUUUACUUUCCCAUUUUUGUUUGUUAGCGGUUUAAUAUGCGUCCCGUAUCGGCACUCGCGAGUUGGGAUUUACUGUUACUGCGUGACAUUUACUUUUUUUUAAAAGGUCGGUGUUGCAUUAAGCAGCGCAGUCGAGUCGAAAGUCGAGCUCAAAAGCAUUUUGGGCAAUGAGUGUAUCAUGCGCGUUAUUUGUGAGACAUUUUAUUUCAAGGCCCGUUGCUUCGGGAGGUUUAUAAAUGUGUUCCGACAAAACUCACUUAAAAUGGCCCUUGUGCGUGCAUUGCUUCUAAAAUUGGAGCCUUGUGUUUUGUGAAGUUGGUAACGUAAUUGUGUUCUCGUGUAUGUAGCACAUAAUAAAGGUUCUACUUACUUACCCAUUGUAUGGAAUUAUGAUGGGACGGAGCGGUAGUUCUUUCCCAGUCCAUACAUUUUGGAAUUUAAGAAUUAGGAAAUAAUCCUUCCGAAAUGUUGUGGCACCAGACAGAAAUUGAAAAUGACACGGGCUUGACUGCUAAGGCUAACUAUUUGAAAGUAAAAUUGGUGAGUUUCUUGCAAUUGCCCGGCUCAAUUCAGAGAUCUAAAUGAAGCCAAGUGUGGUGUUAGACUGGAAAGUGCUUGGAUGGGCCAUCAUGAAAGAAUCUCAACAGAACUAAACCUUUGAAAUAGUCAUUCGUAAUUUAAUUACAGUUUAACCUCAGUUUAACGAAGUCACCUAGACCCGAUAAUUAUUUCGUUAUAUCGGGAACUUCGUAAAAUCGAGGAAGGAAGACCUCGCGCAUAGGCUCCUCGGGGAAUCCGAAUUUUUUCGUUAAAUCGCGAAAUUCGUAAAAUCGGGUUUUGUUAAAUUGAGUUUCAAUUGUACUAAUUCUAAAACAAUGCAAAUUGAGAAAUAUUGCUUUGUUCUCAAGUGCAUUUUCCGAUCGGGGUCAUGACGGGAUAACCCAAAUCUUUGGAAUCUGCGGUUUGCGUUAAGGCAUUUAGCAAAAUUCGACAAAUUUGGACUUGCGAAGUGUUGCCAGUCUUCUGCACAAAAAAUUUAAAUUGUUAAAAUGAUAAUAUAAUUUAGAAAGUAGUUUAUUUUACAUUUUAUUAAAUGAUACCAAUUUUUACACAAUAUACAUAGGUUGUAUGUGACGUCAUUCAAAGAGCGCUCCGAUGACCACCAGAGAAGAGUGGAAAAGGGAGGUUCCCUCUUAUCAGGAUCCUCUUUUGUGCCUCCCGGAUUUGCACAGAUGUCGCUAUUCUCCCCCCAGAAGAUUAUAGAAGAUUAACCCGUCACUCAAAAUUUUUACAAGAGCAGCUUCACUCACCACCUCUUGCAUGGUGGUCAAAAGUAUGCGAUGUGACGUCAGUCCAACCCAUGUAUAGAAACAGACAUAUGUGCUUUAGUUUACUAAUGUGAAACAGUAUAACCAUCAAAUAUUGCACCCGUCCACAGGGGGUGCAAAAUCAGCUCCUUUUCAAUAUCCGCACAUGCACAUAAUAGUCAAUCUUCAGUCAAACUUUUCGAAGUCUGGCUGAGAUUAGUGCCAAAUAAUGCAAGAAUGCUGUCAAUGCAUGUAAUUGCUUUGUGUGUUAUAGUACUGAUGCUAUGUAGAUCACCCCUACCGUGGGGUUUUCCUUUGCAGAGGUUAGCAUUAGGCUUGAAGAACUACAGGGUGGUUGUUAAAUCCCUUUUAAAUGCCGGACGUGGUCAACACUUGUACUACUUUGGUGUCACAAAACAUGUUUAUUAUUUUUCUUCUAGAAUGUCUUGGCGUAGUCUAAAUAUGGGGUCUACAGCUCAUAAUUUCAUUAGUGGUAAAAGUAUCUAUGUAAGAAAACACUCAAAUUUUUUUUAUCUUGCUUGUUUUAUUGUUUGUGACAGAAACUAACUUGGAAACUGCAAGCGUGGUUACUCUUUGUUAAUGCCUUUUUUUUUAACAAUAUUUUAAUGAUGUGGUUGUGUGGCUUAACUUUCGUUGUGCAUAUGUGCCACUCCUCUCCCUGGCGAGGUGCGCCCAUACCUGUUAGCAGUACGAGGAGCAGACGACGGGAGAGGCUGGUGCGCUUUUCGUACUUGCCUUCCGCUUCGGAAUGUUAUGUACCGAAUGCAAAAGGGCAGGGCAUCAGGUACUGUUGUGUAAUCAAAUGCCUCUGCAUCGUAUUAAACAAUAAGGUAAA